Molecule: messenger RNA, 213 nt
Organism: Colletotrichum paranaense
Lineage: Eukaryota; Fungi; Ascomycota; Sordariomycetes; Glomerellales; Glomerellaceae
Exons: 2
Coding region: 1-213 (70 amino acids)
Source: RefSeq, a predicted model, not a curated record
AUGACAGGCAGGAGGUAUAUUCUGUGGUACUACGUGGGAGGGGCAUGGAUUGUCGACGAUUCCUUCCUGGGCUGGAUGGACCUGAAGGUCGACCAUGUCACGAAUGGAAACUUGAGCGAGAUUUCCGAUCACGAUAACAACAUGUCGAACAAUAACAGGAAAUGGCCGCCGUCGCAUGUUACGCAACUGAGCAAAUUGGAAGGUUAUGAAUGA